UAUGUACAGUAUGUGUGUGUAAGAGAGCAUAGAGCAAUGAAAUAAUUUCUCAACUCAAACUGUCUGUGAUAUUAAUCAGACAGUCAAAACACACGGAGGGUGUGAAACUUCAGAGAGGGAGGGAAAAAAAGAGCGAGACUGAGAGAGAGAGAGAGAGAGAGAGAGAGAGGUUCGGCCGAGAGCUGACAGGUGUUCUUGUUUUUCUUGUUCCUGCAUUUCUCUAUGAGGCGUAAACAGAAGAUGUGAUACUGAAGCAUGUCUGCUCAUACGAUGAAUCCGCCACUGGCUGUUCCCGGGAUGAAUUCUUUAUCCAGAGGUUUGUCUGCAGAGGGCCAGCCUGCUCAUAUACAAGUGAAUGGGAAGGGAAGAAUUAGACAACUAGAGCAUGAUGUGGAAGUGCUAAAUCACUGCUUUUCUGAUGUGGAGCGCUUCAUGGCCCGUCUGCAGCAGGCAGCCGAUGCUCAGCGCAUUCUGGAGCAAAACAUGAAGAGAAAAAAGAGCAGCAAGAAGAAGAAGCAGGGUUAUGAUGUCAUGAUGACAGAAAAAGUAGGCGCUCCUUCCGAACAAGAGUUCGUGGACAUUUUUCAGAAGAUUAAAUACUCAUUCAGUUUGCUGGACUCUUUAAAGGCAGACAUAGUAGAUCCAAACUCAGUGGAGCUUCUCCAUCACCUCUUCGUUCCUCUCGACCUGAUGGUUAAAACUACAGGUGGUCCUGGCUUGGCAGCCGGUGUGUCCAGUCCUGCACUGACCAGUGGAGCCAUCGCUCUACUGCAGCAGAAUCUCACACAGGAGGAACGAGAGUUGUGGAGUUCUCUUGGCCCUAACUGGACGCAGGCAAAUUCACAGCAUGCCAAUUCAGCAUCCCGGUAUACUCCAGUUUUUCUGGAUGGUUGGAAGCCUAAUGCAAAUGGGCAUUUUUUUGAAGAUCAAAUCGACUCACCAAACAAAAAAGAGGCCCUGCUGGAACGUCAACAGUCAGCAUACAGCCAGCCCUCAUCACCUCUCCAGCUCACAGAUGAAAGUGAGGAAAUUCCACUUCCUGGCCUUUACUGCUGCAGUUAUGACUUUGUGGCCCGAAACAGCAGUGAGCUUUCAGUACUACAUGGAGAAAACCUUCAGGUGUUGGAUUCGUCAAAGCGGUGGUGGAAGUGCAGGAACAAGUAUGAAGAGAUUGGAUUUGUUCCGUCGAAUAUCCUGGAGCCUGUCGACCAGACAGAGCUAGACAGCAGUGUGGUAAAUCACAAGUCGCCUCCGAAAGUCGCUUUGUCACCCACGGGACUUGGACGCUUUUCAUAUACAGGACCCAAUUUUUCCGGAGGAGACUACUCCCAGGAUUCAGGCACAAAUCCAGUAAUGCUUGUGAAUAAUGAGCUUGCACAGCGGCUGGCUCUUGGGAGAGAGGCAUCAUUCCGACCUCUAGUUAUCAACAAGGCCAACGACACUACUGUACCUCUAAACUACCACUCACCUCCAGCCGAGGUACAUGAAUGGCUGAGAGCCAAAGGCUUCCAUGAUGAAACAGCAAACAGUUUGGGGGUUCUCACUGGAGCUCAGCUGUUCUCUCUGAGUAGGGACGAGCUGUGCAAGGUUUCUCCUCAUGAGGGAGCCAGAGUUUACAGCCAGAUCAUGGUGCAAAAAAUUCCGCUGGAGACUGGAAGAAAAGUAACUGAGCUGGAGACUGUAAUGAGGAAACAAAAGAUGAAAGUGGAUCCCAGUAUGGAGGCUGGAGAACUUUAAUACACCAUGCACGCACACACACACACACACACACACACACACACACGCACACAAACACGCACACAAUCACAAUCAUCAUGUAUUUGUGUUAGAAUGCACAAAAUGGGUUUAUGGGUAAGCGUAUGUCUGGUUAAAAUCUACAAACACACACACACACACACACAUACUCACACACACAGGCUGGGCCAGGCAGCAAGAGCUUGUUAAAUUAAUUAAAGUAUACCUUAAUUAACAGUAAUCUACUCUUAUCAACUGUCUUUCAGUAAACAAGACAGAGCACUGAACACAAUUACCUUCUCUCAAUGAUGUAAUAAAUAAAUAAAUGUUCACAUAUU
This is a messenger RNA of Clarias gariepinus (North African catfish), 2072 nucleotides long. It is a transcript of the gene eps8l1a, whose product is annotated as eps8 like 1a. Gene Ontology annotation, biological process: regulation of Rho protein signal transduction; positive regulation of ruffle assembly; Rho protein signal transduction. Gene Ontology annotation, molecular function: actin binding. Gene Ontology annotation, cellular component: ruffle membrane; plasma membrane; vesicle. The transcript is spliced from 15 exons. Bases 256 to 1737 code for a protein of 493 amino acids. The record is from RefSeq and is a predicted model, not a curated record. Lineage: Eukaryota; Metazoa; Chordata; Actinopteri; Siluriformes; Clariidae.